This is a messenger RNA of Dentiscutata erythropus, 277 nucleotides long. The record is from the annotation of a GenBank genome assembly. Lineage: Eukaryota; Fungi; Glomeromycota; Glomeromycetes; Diversisporales; Gigasporaceae.
AUCAUGUCGAUCGAUGAAACCAUUUUUCUUGUUCACUCAGAAAAGAGAAUCUUCUAUAAACAUCCUCCUCACAGCAUUACCUCCAAAAGUUCGAAUCCAUAAAAACGUCACCACAAAUAACUAUAUCACAGCAAGAUCUCACACUAGCACAACUCAAAAACCAAACACAAAAACAUCUGCAUCACUCUCAAUAACCUCAAACAUGCCGGUGAUCCUUGAACUGUUCAAAAAAAAAACUAACAGGUUGAUAACUCAAAAUAAGGAUAAUCCUAAAUAA